Salarias fasciatus (jewelled blenny) is the source of this 366-nucleotide messenger RNA. RefSeq names its product small integral membrane protein 24 (gene smim24). Bases 83 to 319 code for a protein of 78 amino acids. The transcript has 3 exons. NCBI's taxonomy places the organism in Eukaryota, Metazoa, Chordata, Actinopteri, Blenniiformes, Blenniidae. The record is from RefSeq and is a predicted model, not a curated record.
GCUUUUAAUGACCGCCGGACUUUGAGCUCCGACGAGCCCGGAGUGUUGUUUUUUUCCCUCCAGCGGUCGCCGUGCGCUCGCCAUGAAACUGCUGCUCUUCCUGACGCUUCUUCUCCUCGCCUGUGACGGCGCGGGCGCCGCGGAGUCGCGGGCCAAGCUGGCGGCGCUCCAGCCCUGGCUCAACGGCCUCACGGCGGUGACCGGCUUCCUGCUGCUGGCGUUUGGGGCGCUCGUCGUCCACCGCCUGGUGAAGAGCCGCCGGAGCGGAAAGAGGGCGGAGCCAGACGAGCCGGACUACGAGAAGCAGACGAGUCUGUGAAGGAAGGACGGAAGCCCCGACGGGCCAAUAAACCUCAGUUGCAGAAA